Ilex paraguariensis (yerba mate) is the source of this 1459-nucleotide messenger RNA. The record is from the annotation of a GenBank genome assembly. Lineage: Eukaryota; Viridiplantae; Streptophyta; Magnoliopsida; Aquifoliales; Aquifoliaceae.
AUGGGUACCGAAGAUAAUGGUGAUAUGGGUUUUCAACAUAGAGGCUCUUCUUCUGGAAUGAACCCAAUUUCAGUGUCUGGGAAGAUUUUAGGAAGAGCAAUGAGCUCAGGGGCCAUAAUAAAAUCUACAAAUGGGGCAGACCCUUUCUUUGGUUCUGGUUGGGAUUCACUUUCAAUGAGUCAGAGUGAGAAUUUUGGAGGUUCCUCAAUGGUACCUCUCACUGACGUUGCCAAUCCACCCUUCCCACUUUUGCUGACAAAUCAGGCAAUUGAUAGCUCUUCCCACCUUGUUCAUUACCCAUCUGAUUUGGGUCUUGUUGAUAUGGUGCCAAAGCUUCCAAGUUUUGGAAGUGGAAACUUCUCAGAAAUGGUCAGUUCCUUUGGCCUACCUGAGAGUGGACAGAUCACAAACUCUGGCUGCCCUAUAAAUUAUCUCCGAAACAGGGAGGGUGGCACUGCCAAUACCUCAACCAAUAACGCAGAUUGUCAGGAGAACUGCCAAGUUUCAGAAGAGGGAUCAUCACCUAAUGGAAGGAGGAAAAGGAGAGCAUCAAAUUCCCCUUCGCCUAUGAACACCAAUAAGAAUGCCGAACGAGAGCAGCAUAAGGAGUCUUCCAAGGACAGUUCAGAAUGUCUAAAAGAACAGGAAGAAAAGAAGCAAAAAAUUGAACAAAACAUUAGUGCCAAUUUGCGCGGUAAGCAAACAAGUAAACAAGCUAAGGAUAAUUCCAACAGUGGAGAAGCUCCUAAAGAAAAUUACAUUCAUGUGAGGGCCAAACGAGGCCAGGCUACGAAUAGUCAUAGCCUCGCGGAAAGGGUGAGGAGAGAGAGGAUUAGUGAGCGGAUGAGAUUGCUUCAAGAACUUGUUCCGGGCUGCAAUAAGAUAACUGGGAAAGCGGUAAUGCUCGAUGAAAUCAUCAACUAUGUCCAAUCGCUGCAACAGCAGGUCGAGUUUUUGUCAAUGAAACUUGCCACUGUGAAUCCGGAGCUGAACGAUGAUAUAGAACGGAUUCUGACCAAAGAUAUUCUCCACUCACGAGGAAGCAAUGCAGCUAUUUUUGGAUUUGGACCAGGAUUGAGCUCCUCCUAUCCUUUCCCCCAGGGAAUUCCACAAGGAACCUCCUUGAGUAUCCCAUUUACAACUCCACCAUUGAAUCCCAUGGCUCAGGCCGCAUGGGACAAUGAGCUUCACAGUAUACUACAAAUGGGAUUUGAUUCUAACUCAGCAGCUAUCAACAGUUUGGGACCAAAUGGGUGCUCAAAAUCGGGACUAUAGAAUAUUGGAAGAGAGAAAAAUAUUUGUUUCCCCCUACACUAGGAUUCGAAUAUCUCCAAGCUGACUGCAGAUUUGAUUCCAUUAGGAAAGAAAAAAUUUGGCUCAAUUAUUCAGAAUUGUAUAGGUUGUCAGCUCCUAACGGUGUUCUUCGUUUUUUAGCAGAAGAAGGUGACUUGUUAGAUUA